Eurytemora carolleeae is the source of this 634-nucleotide messenger RNA. RefSeq names its product tubulin polyglutamylase TTLL4. The record is from RefSeq and is a predicted model, not a curated record. The transcript is spliced from 9 exons. The coding region runs from base 70 to 570 and encodes 166 amino acids. NCBI's taxonomy places the organism in Eukaryota, Metazoa, Arthropoda, Copepoda, Calanoida, Temoridae.
UAUCUUAUAGAGAUAAAUACCAGACCUGCUGCGCUCAAUGAUACUCUGGAUGCUCUAAUAAACCGACCAAUGGUUGAAGAAAUGUUCCAGAUAAUUGGAUAUCAUGUUCCCCCAGCUGCAUUGUCUAACCAUGCCAGGAAGAGUGGGUCUUGUCAACUUCUGGAUUUUGAUCUGAAUAAAGUUAACUCUUUAGGCUUUAAUCCCGCUGUUUACACCAGAACCCUUGAUGAUGAUGAUAUCAAGAAGCAGAAUCUGUAUCCUAGACAAGUCAAGGAGAGGUCCUCUUAUAUACCUGGUAUACUUGACAGAUUUACAGGUAGUGAUGUACGAGUACUGAGAAAAACGCUGGAAGAAUUCUACAACUUAAAGAAAUUUUCAAGAAUUUUCCCGACAAGAGCUAGCUCUAAAUAUCUGAACUAUCUCAACACUGUCAGCUAUUACGAUAAACUUCUAGAUGGUUUUGUAACAAGAUAUGGAGAAAAUGGGCUGGAUAACAGGGAAGAAGAUGGAACGAAGGAGAACGGAUUAGAAAGAAUAAGAACCGCAUGUGAUAAAAAUAUGCAUUUAUAAAUCUCAUUUAUCUAGUAAUAAUGAUAAUAUUUCAUUAAAUGAUUAUCAAAUAUCUAAAUAUUUA